GGCUGGCGUUUUCUGUGGGCGGUUCAGCCAAUCAAAUGGCGGGACUGAAAGCCCUCCUGUAUCCCGGGAAGCUUUGCGUUGGCACGACCAGGCUUCUCUUGAUUGAGCUGCCUGCUGGAAGCUGGGCCUCUGCCGCUUCUUGUGGACGAGGGAGAGCCCGCGGUAAAUUCGGGAGGAGAGUUAAUGCACUUCUUCCCCGGACACUAGGGGAGCGGGGCGCAAGGAUCUGGUGUCGGUGCGCCCGGUGAAAGUUUCUUUCGCUCUCGAUCGAGUCGGCCUCAGCCUUCGCCACCCCCACCCCCCUUCCCCGAUCUCCGCCUCUUCAAUGGAAGCGGAAAAGAUGUCGGCGAAGAGCUUUCGCGUUAGCGACGGCGACUGGAUCUGCCCCGAUAAAAAGUGUGGAAAUGUAAAUUUUGCAAGAAGAACAAACUGUAACAGAUGUGGAAAAGAAAGAACAUGCGAAGCAAAGCUAAUGAAGGCUGGAGGAACUGAAAUUGGAAAGACUCUUGCAGAAAAGAGCCGUGGCCUUUUCAGUGCUAAUGACUGGCAGUGUAAAACCUGUGGAAAUGUGAAUUGGGCAAGAAGAUCAGAGUGCAACAUGUGCAACACUCCAAAGUAUGCCAAAUUAGAAGAAAGGACUGGAUAUGGAGGUGGAUUUAAUGAAAGAGAAAAUGUAGAAUACAUUGAGCGUGAAGAGUCUGAUGACGAAUAUGAUGAGUUUGGAAGGAAAAAGAAGAAAUUUCGUGGAAAGCCAGUUGGACCCAAAACUAUACUUCAGGAGGAAAUUGAAAGUGAAAAAGAUGAUGAUGAAGAUGAUGAGGAUGGUGAUCUUUCCAAAUACAAACUAGAUGAUGAUGAUGAUGAUGAUGAAGAUGGUGAUCUCUCAAAAUACAAUCUGGAUGCAAGUGAAGAUGAAAAGAAACCCCCAAAAAGCAGGAGUCGCUCCAAGUCGCACUCCUCUCGAUCUUCAUCAUCCUCCACUGCUCAUUCCAGUUCAAGGUCCAGGUCCCGGACCAGAAGUUCUUCUACUUCCAGAUCCAGGUCACGUUCCAGCUCCAGAGGUCAAUCUAGAUCACCCCGGUCAAAGUCAAGCUCCAGAUCACGCCGGGGGUCUUCAUCUCCAAGGAAGAGGUCACGCUCAAGUUCUCGAUCAUCAACUUCCUCUGAAAGAGGCAAAAAACGAAGCCGCUCCAGAUCAUCAUCCUCCAGUGGCCGCAAAAAAACUAGACGUUCUGACUCGAGAUCUUGGUCUGCAGAAAGGCGCAGUGAAUCGUCUUCUGGAUCCUCUCACUCAGGCUCCCGUUCAAGUUCUAAACAGAAAUAACGUUUUAACAUCUACAGUUUUUAAAAAAAAAUUUAAUUUCUGGAAAAUGCAUGAAAACUUAUUUUAAAGUUAUUAGUGUCUUGAGCAAAUUAACCUGAUAUGUUGUGAAACAUUUAAAAAAAAAAGCUGGGCAUAUGUCCUGAUGAAGUCUUGCUGAUGUAAUCUUAAACCUUUUUGUUGCUUUAAGAAGUGUUAGAAAUUGUAUCCAGGUGUAUUUAAGGAGUAUAUUAAGCCAAAAUAGUGUUUCUGAAGGAUUAUGCAUCUGAUUUUGAUGCAUUCUCUUUAAAAGACUAUAAAGGCAAGUAGUUAUUGAACAAUAUGUGGUCUAGAGUUAUAGUGCAGAACAUUUCCCUUCAUGUUUCAGGCCAUCAGUAACACAUAAUGGAAGAGCUGAUGGCCUUUUUUUUUAGAAGAGAAACAUUGAAGGGAUAGGAAAACCUAAGGAGGUAGUUGUUCAAAUUACUUUGCCUCACUAAACUAGCAUACAAGGCCUAGACUCCAGCAAAUGUUUGCCACUUUUGUUAAUGCAUCAAUUAUCCUGCUGGAACUUGGAAUCCUUGAGCCACUUACUUUCACUGUGCUGAUUAAUUGACCCUUGUACUUCUCCAGUUUGUUGUGUAGCUCCCAGUCAUGUGCCAGGAUUGUAGAAUCAUGCUGACUUUUGGGGGAAAAUUGCAUCCUAAAUGAUUUUUUUGAGAAACCUGCAGCCCUGUUCAUUGUGUCAGCUCUUUAUGGAACCAUUAAGAGUGCUCCACAAUAUAAAAAGGGUUUCUUUCUCCUCCUUUUCCCUCCCCCCCCUCCCCCCCCGAAUGUUUUCUAUAUUUCUAGUACAUCAAAAUCCUAAUUACCUCUUGCAGAUUACAAAUAAACUUUUUGCAGUUUCCCAAUUACUGCUAAACAGCGGGAGGAAAAAUGUACAGAUCUGCAGCCUUGGCGAAUCUUUUACUUUUAGUCUAUAUUCAAUUACCUUUACUUUACAACCAAUAAUUAAAAUCUUAGAUCUACAACAGCAUUGAAUGGUUAUUUAGGGAUCCCUGAAUUUAGGAAAUUGUUUUCAUUUCCAUUCUAGAAUUGACUUAGGCAUGGGUGGUUAAGUUAUGCAGUUAUGAUCUUGCACUUAUCAAAAAUUGUCUUAAGAAUCAGCCUGCAACAAACUACAGCAACUUUUUUAAAAAGAUGGUAAUAAUACCAUGCUGCUGUAGAAAUGGACAGGACAACAAUUUUGGAUCCACUUUUGCGGAAGAAUAGAGUAAUAACUAGAGCUUUAAACAUCUUGGGGUGGGGGAGUACAGCUGUUGGUGAAGUUCGACUUAAGCAUUGAUCAGUUUACCCCAUACCAACAAAAGUAACAUUUAUGCCUUUAAGUCAUUGUCAUCUUAAAUUCACUAAUGCAUAGAACAUUCUUUCUUUAAAUGUUUUAAAAUGUUAAGAUCAAGACUGUUAACUAUAUUCUUUGUGAUCAAUUGCCUUCUGUCUCAAUUAAUUAUUAUGGCUUAAUAUAACUCUUAAUUUUUGACCUGGUUGCGCAAAAAAAUGUGUUUGCACCGUCAGGCAGAUGCUCUGUUCUUCAGAACUCUAAAUGUGGUUUCAGCUCUGUUAAAUAGUAGAAACAGGUAAGUAUUCUGGAAACAAAUACUAAUUACUUGGUUCACCAAUUGCCUAUCUGGUGUAAUUGUGGACAAUGGUUUUUAUUGAUUUUUUUUUCACCCACCCCCCCCACCCCCAAUCUUUUGGUUAUCUUACAGGCACCAGACAUGUUAAGCAAGUAAGGGUUUGCUUUUAUUUCAGAGCAAGACACCUUAUUGCAUUAUUGUUCUAGUUUUGUAAGAUUUUACAGUUUUAAUCUCUUUAACACCUUCUUUCAGAACCAGCAAGUCUACACGUCCAUUUCUAUUUGUAGUUCGUAUAAGUCAACUUGAACAGGUGGCCAAUAUCUAUUGCAGUGUUUUGGGAUUCAGCUCUGGAAAUAUUUGAAGAUCUGAUUUUUGCAGAAUUCCUCUGAGCGUAGACUUUUGCAGUGUGACUUUCAUGAGCAACAGGAUCUUCAUAGACAGUGACAUUUAAUGUGCAAAAGUAGUAACAUUUACAGAAUUACAGAAAAGUGUAAAUUAAUAAAGUGACUUUCAUCGCUUUUUCAAGAACUAGUUAAAUACUGAGUUCUCCAGAAGUUUUCUGUCUUCAGAUUUUCACUGCGUAAAAUAGUCCUGUACUUAGAAAAAUUUAGCUGAGGCCACUUGAUUGCUGAUAUCUGGCUAGGGUUUUGACAACUUUAUUAGUCGUAAGUUUUGGCUAUUUGUAAAUGGUAAAAGUGACAAUUAAUUUGCUUAAGGUCAUCAGCUCGUUCAUCUAGUCCUAUGUAAUAGUUUCAUUGGAAACAAAAACACUUUGUAGACAAUGUAUGUAAAUACUUCCAAUGGUACUUUAUCACGUGUCUUGUUCAAGCACCAAUAAAAAGAAAUAAGUGGUUUGAACU
This is a messenger RNA of Pristis pectinata (smalltooth sawfish), 3797 nucleotides long. It is a transcript of the gene zranb2, whose product is annotated as zinc finger, RAN-binding domain containing 2. The record is from RefSeq and is a predicted model, not a curated record. Gene Ontology annotation, biological process: RNA processing. NCBI's taxonomy places the organism in Eukaryota, Metazoa, Chordata, Chondrichthyes, Rhinopristiformes, Pristidae. The coding region runs from base 326 to 1324 and encodes 332 amino acids. Gene Ontology annotation, molecular function: RNA binding; lipopolysaccharide binding. The transcript has 10 exons.